UGCUUCAACUAGCCUGUCCUGCCGCAGGAGGCGGGGCUUGUGGUGGAAAAAAACCCACUCUUCUCGUGCGGUCACGGUGCUGUCACGUACACCAGUGGUACAGCCGGAUGUUUUACAGCAACUGACCAAAACUGUCGGUAUUUUAUCAAGUGACCUUCCCGGCGAACACUGAGUCAGGAGGCGUUAUAAACAUCUCACGGUAACGAACACGGAGCUUCAUUGAGAGACGCUACUCUUUUAGGUGAAAGCUGAAAAUGCCGCUGGGUGAAGAGAAAAAUGGGACAUACGAUAGGUCAAUAUAUGUGAACAAUCCCCAUUUAGACUCCAUGACAGAUGACAUCCUUUACCAUUUUAACCUGGGAACAUCCACUCACGACUUGGCAGCGAUGUUUGGAGAUGUCAAAUUUGUGUGCGUAGGGGGAAGUCCAUGGAGGAUGAAGUCUUUCACUGAAUACAUUGCCAAAGAACUGGGGCUUUCAGACCCAAAUGCAGAAUAUCCAAAUAUAUGUGCAGGAACCGAUCGCUACGCCAUGUACAAAAUUGGACCUGUGCUGUCUGUCAGUCAUGGCAUGGGUAUCCCAUCAAUCUCUAUAAUGUUGCAUGAGCUCAUCAAGCUACUUUAUCAUGCCCGCUGCACUGAUGUCACCGUAAUGCGCAUCGGAACGUCAGGUGGAAUAGGUUUAAAGCCAGGGACUGUGGUGAUUACCAAACAGUCGGUGGAUUCUGUGUUUCAGCCUCGCCUUGAGCAGAUCAUCCUGGGUAAAUCAGUGGUCAGGAGCACAGAACUCGAUGGGGAACUUGCAGAGGAGCUGCUUCAGUGUGGCAAAGAACUUGCAGAGUUUGAGACUGUCAUUGGUAACACAAUGUGCACCCUUGACUUCUACGAAGGUCAAGCGCGGCUGGAUGGGGCCUUCUGCUCAUACACUGAAGAAGAUAAACAGAGCUAUCUUGCCGAAGCCUAUGCCGCUGGGGUUCGUAACAUUGAGAUGGAGUCAUCUGUGUUUGCGGCCAUGUGCAAACUGAGCAAUCUUCGAGCUGCGGUUGUGUGUGUAACACUGCUAGACAGACUGAAAGGAGACCAGCUGACCAGCUCUCAUGACGUCCUGAAUAACUACCAGCAGCAACCUCAGGUCCUGGUCGGGCAUUACAUCAAAAAGAAGCUGAAUGCCUCCAAGAAAAGCUAGUUCACUACUAGCCAGAAAACUUUCCAAGCAAACUUUCAGAGAGCUGAAGGUAGGGAACAGUAUAGUGCAGUUUUGAUGAGGACAAUGAUUAUAUUAAUAUAUGGUUAAAAAAAAAAAUGCAGCUCUUAAAUGUUGUUCAGUUUUAUAAAAAGUAACAGAAAUACUUUAAUUUUCUAUGGUUUAGCACUGCGGUUAUUAACAAGCUCAUCCAAAUGAAUGCCUUGAAUGUAAUACCUUCUUUUACUUGUUUUGAAAUGGUAAUAGGCACAUUAUGUUCUAGACGGUUUGAUUUGUCUUAAAUACCGGAUAUUUAUUAUUGUUUUAAAAGUUACUUGUCUUAAAACUACUCCUAAUGAAGUAGUUGUGUAAAAGGGAAAGAUGUUUUAGAAAUGAGAGAGAACUAAGCAGUUUAGGCACUAGCUACAUUAGAAGGGUCCAAAGAGCAUUUUCAAAUGACAGUAAACCUCUCUUGCUUAUGUUUAUGUGUAUGGUUGUUACAAACAAACUGUAAAAUUCUACUGUAAUGAUCACAAAUGUCUUAAGAAAUAUUAUGCAAUAUUUAACUAAGUUUGCAAUGUUUAACAUGCAAGUGUUAUUUUAAUUGUCACUGAAUGUUUUGUUAUACAGCAUUCUGAGAAAUAAAACCCAAAGAUCAAGUAAUUUCAUAAAUAAAAUUUAUAUGAAGCUAA
Molecule: messenger RNA, 1873 nt
Organism: Ctenopharyngodon idella (grass carp)
Lineage: Eukaryota; Metazoa; Chordata; Actinopteri; Cypriniformes; Xenocyprididae
Gene: upp1
Product: uridine phosphorylase 1
Exons: 8
Coding region: 255-1184 (309 amino acids)
Biological process (GO): uridine catabolic process; nucleotide catabolic process
Cellular component (GO): cytosol; cytoplasm
Molecular function (GO): uridine phosphorylase activity
Source: RefSeq, a predicted model, not a curated record